Sporothrix schenckii 1099-18 is the source of this 735-nucleotide messenger RNA. RefSeq lists its product as uncharacterized. The transcript has a single exon. The record is from RefSeq and is a predicted model, not a curated record. The coding region runs from base 1 to 735 and encodes 244 amino acids. NCBI's taxonomy places the organism in Eukaryota, Fungi, Ascomycota, Sordariomycetes, Ophiostomatales, Ophiostomataceae.
AUGGCUGCCCUUCCACGCCAGUUUCCAGACUUGGCCAUCUACCUGACGGACCAGACCCGGACACCCAUUGUCUCGUCGGCCAGCGGAUGGGGCCGAGACGAGGAAGACGGCGAUGAGGACGGCGCCAAUGCCACUGUCAACGGAAAUGAAAAUGAAAAUGUCAAUGCAAGUACAUCGGAUAGCGCCACAAAGCCCACCCGCCAACAGCGGGCCGCUGCUCUGGACGACCUGGCGGCCACGGCGCUCCGCGCGCGGGAUGCGGCCGCCCGACUGGGUCUCGGUGCCGACCUGCCGCAGGCCUCGGACGCAGGUGGGCUCGACGGCUCGACGGCGUCGCUGCUGGCCGCCUUGGGUCUGACGCCGCCGGAACACAUGGUGGUCACGUACAGCACCGGCAGUGUGGUCAUUGACAACUUUUUGGACCCGCAGCAGCAGCAGCGGCGGCGCCACGCCGCAUCCGGACCAUCUGGACCAUCAACUGCAUCUUCACCAGGACAGGGACAGGAGGCGACGGUGAACCAAGUGGGAACCAAUGGCCAAGGCGAAACGACUGACCUCGGCAGGGACAACGACGCAGAGGACGCGGCAGGCGGCCGUGCUCCGCUACUCGUGGGAUUGGUUGCCGCACCGGAUGCGCAGUCGCUCGGAGAUGCGCGGCAGGCAACCGCUCGCUUAGAACGCGUGGGUCUGGCCGUGCAGCAAGAAUUGGCCGCACAGGGCCGGAGGAGGCAAUGA